This is a messenger RNA of Hirsutella rhossiliensis, 1428 nucleotides long. RefSeq names its product transposase-like protein. The coding region runs from base 1 to 1428 and encodes 475 amino acids. NCBI's taxonomy places the organism in Eukaryota, Fungi, Ascomycota, Sordariomycetes, Hypocreales, Ophiocordycipitaceae. The record is from RefSeq and is a predicted model, not a curated record. Gene Ontology annotation, molecular function: protein dimerization activity. The transcript has 3 exons.
AUGCCAUUUAAUGAGGAUGAGUACAAGCAGAAGCUCAUUGACUGGGCCAUCAAGCUACGCCUUAGCUACCGAGAAGUCACGGACGAGUCGACCACUGAUUUACUCACAUACGGCAAGCCUCCGCUCGCGCGCCUGUUGCCAACGCAUCACUCAACGCUCUCGCGGUGGGUGAAGGAUUCGAUGGCAGCACGCUUACCAUUCAUCAUCGAAUUUGUGCAGUCCGCACUCAGCACCAUCAACCUCUUGAUCGACGGAUGGCGGGCUCACAAUCGCAGAGAGUACAUCGCUGUUUGCGGACACUUCGUCGAUGGCCAAGGCCAUCCUCGAACACUCCUCCUCGGCUUCCCACGACGUUAUGGCGGUCACACUGGCGACGACCUCGCAGCACUGCGUGUAGCUCUCUGGACCCUCAAAGGCGUCAUUGGCAAGCUGCACAACCUCGUUGUCUACAUUAAUCGAAACGACGCACGCCGUGAGCAGUUGAGAGCUCGCAUGCGCGUCACGAAGACAAGCGACGGCAUGCUGUUCGUCGGCGUGCUCCUCAGUGACGGUGGCAUUCGAUGGAACGCGACGUUCUACAUGAUCGAGCGUGCUCUUAAGUGUCGGCCUGCCAUCGAUCUUUACCAGGCGCAGUGGAAGCCUCCAGAUAAAAACGACAAGCACAAGAAUGACUUCCUCACCGAGGCUGAUUGGCACGAGCUUGAGCUCUUCUAUAGGCUCCUGCAGCCCUUCGAGCGACUCACGAAGCGACUACAAUGCCGUGCAGAUGGCGAGGGCAACGAGGGCGGCCAAGGCUCGGUGUGGCAAGUACUUUACGCCAUGGACUUCUUGCUCACGAAGCUUGAGAGCGUCAAAGAAGAGAUACACGCAAUGGAUGCUGAUAACAAGGACGAACUUCCGCCCUAUUACUCCGCAGGCGUGCUCGCUGCAUGGUCGAAGAUCAACACGUACUACGAGCUCACCGACCGAUCACCGAUCUACCUCACGGUGGCCACUGACCACGUCGACCAGGCCGAGACUUCUCCUUGUUCCUCGCCGACAAUCGACGACGAAUUCGAUGCUUGGGGCCAUACAACAGAUCGACCACACCGUGGCAAGAGGAGGAAGGUGGAGACCGAGUGGGAGGUCUGGAUAAAGCAGGUGCCGUCGAAGGACGACAUGAACGUUAAGAAUCCUCUUGCGUGGUGGGUGGACCGACGCCACGUUUGGCCCAUUCUCAGCAAACUUGCCCUUAACAUCUUCAGUACGCCGGCGAUGAGCGCAGAGCCAGAGCGCGUAUUCUCCGACGGCGGCGAGCUUAUCACCGACAAGCGCAACGGCCUCGGCGAUGACACAGUUGAAGCUGAGAUGAUACAGAAGAAUUGGAUUACUUCCAAGAUUUUGCAUCGGAUUGCGACACCUCGAGGUCUAUACAAAUUACCGGAUUAG